AGGGUUUAUAGUUUCUUCAUCGGCGCAGGCGUUGGUGAUUCUACUGUCAAGCGAAAAUGGUGAAGGGCCGCCAAGGAGAACGCGUCAGACUCUACACCCGAGGAACGAUUCUCGGCUAUAAAAGGUCGAAGUCGAACCAGUAUCCGAACACAUCGUUGAUCCAAAUCGAAGGAGUCAACACGAAGGAGGAGGUAUCAUGGUACCAAGGGAAACGUAUGGCCUACAUCUACAAAGCCAAGGUGAAGAGGAACGGAUCGCACUACCGGUGCAUUUGGGGAAAAGUUACUAGACCCCAUGGUAACACUGGUAUUGUUCGCGCCAAGUUCAAGUCCAAUCUUCCUCCCAAAUCCAUGGGAUCGAGGGUCAGAGUGUUCAUGUACCCAAGCAACAUUUAAGUUUUAUUGCAGUUGAGCAACAAGAAAGGAGGAUUUCAAUGGUGGUUUCCAAAUGGUUUUUUCUCAACAAUUUGGUGUUCCAUCCAUGAGAACUGGUGUCACCUAAGCUUUAGGAUUUCUUGUAUCUUUUUCUGUGGCAACAGUUUCUUUCUUUCUUGGAGUUUUAGUACAAUUUUCCCCUUUAUUUAGAACAACAUUUUGAGAAAUUUAUAUUACGUUGUUUUGGUUGAACCAAAGUAAUUUUUAUCCUUGAAACAUGAAAUUUGCACUUAUUUUGGGU
This is a messenger RNA of Cynara cardunculus var. scolymus (artichoke), 675 nucleotides long. RefSeq names its product 60S ribosomal protein L35a-1. Lineage: Eukaryota; Viridiplantae; Streptophyta; Magnoliopsida; Asterales; Asteraceae. Bases 57 to 395 code for a protein of 112 amino acids. Gene Ontology annotation, molecular function: structural constituent of ribosome. The transcript has 5 exons. Gene Ontology annotation, biological process: cytoplasmic translation; ribosomal large subunit biogenesis. The record is from RefSeq and is a predicted model, not a curated record. Gene Ontology annotation, cellular component: ribosome; cytosolic large ribosomal subunit.